Molecule: messenger RNA, 1799 nt
Organism: Hydractinia symbiolongicarpus
Lineage: Eukaryota; Metazoa; Cnidaria; Hydrozoa; Anthoathecata; Hydractiniidae
Product: metalloreductase STEAP4-like
Exons: 2
Coding region: 171-1592 (473 amino acids)
Biological process (GO): copper ion import
Cellular component (GO): endosome; plasma membrane
Molecular function (GO): ferric-chelate reductase (NADPH) activity; cupric reductase (NADH) activity
Source: RefSeq, a predicted model, not a curated record
CAGUAAUCGUUGUUUUAGGGAUUUCCAUAUUAAGAGUAUAUCAACCGUAACUUAUUUAUACAGCAAAUAAAACAUGAGCGUUGGCCGAAUAUAAUAAUAUAAUAUUUUUUGACAUCAUUUUCAAAAAGAUUUUAAAGGCGACGGAAAGGCAAGAUUUUGGUAAAGACGAGAUGGAACUGCGAACACCAAAGAGCAACCAAACAUUCACUGCUCACUUAGAAAUCAAUGUGAACAAUGUCCCAAAAAAACAAAACGAAGAAAUCCAUGCAGCUAUUAUCGGUACCGGCAAUUACGCCCGAGCGCUGGCUAGCCAGUUUCAGCAAGCAGGGCUAAAUAUUUUAAUUGGCAGUCGUAACCCUAAUCAAUUAAAAAUCGAAGGAGUUGAACUUGUUACUUAUGAAGAGGCUGUACGUAGAUGUGGUAUCGUGUUCUUCUGUGUCCCUGCACAUGCGUUUAAUAACGUCGCUACUGCGUUGAAAUCUUUGUUGGUUGGCAAAGCAGUCGUCGAUGUAAGUAACUUGGAAAACCAAGAUGACGCAUCGAAUGCAAUGCAUCUUCAAUCACUUUUGCCUUCAUCUGUGGUUGUCAAAGCGUUGAACACCGUGUCCGCAUACACAUUGGAAAACGGGGCAUAUGGUGCAAGCCGGGAUACGUACGUAUGUGGUGAUGACGAGGAAAGAAAAAGACAAGUCGUGCAACUACUGAGAGAAAUCGGAUUAAACCCGAUUGAUCGGGGUGGCAUCCGAUCUGCUGUCAUCAUAGAAAAGUUACCAUUCCGUUUUUUCAACGGAUGGGGCGUGGCUGUAGCAAUCACUUUUCUGACACUCGUUCCCAUUCUUCUAUACACAUAUCUCCGUUUCUUUUGGUAUGAAGAUCAAAGUAAAAGAACCGACGAAGAUCUCGCUCUAUAUGUUGCCAAUCGUACCAUAGGAUGGCUCAUGUUUUGGCUUCUUGGUUUAACCUACCUACCUGGAAUAUUAGCAGGAUUUAUACAACUCGCAUUGAGAACUAAAUACACUCGAUUUCCAAGGUGGUUGGAUCGAUGGUUAAAGUGUCGAAAACAAUUAGGCUUGAUAUGUUUGUUAUUGGCUUCCAUACAUGGUUGUAUGUCGUGCUUGGUGUUGGGAGCAGGCGAAGCAAAACAUAUGUCAACUAUUACAGUCAUCAACAAAAACGUCAUUCUUUAUCAACUGCUGGACACGAAAGCGCAAGUAAGCCUGCUUUUUGCUGUUUUAGCAUUGGCUUUAAUGGGAAUCCUAGGUGUGACGUCAUUGCCAUCUGUCAACGCGCGUAUGAGCUGGCGAGAAUGGGACUUCGUGCAGAGAGGGCUGGGGUUCACAAGUCUUGUUUUUGGCUUUCUCCAUGUGAUGAUUUAUGUACAUAAGUUGUGGGAUCCGGACUAUAAAUAUGGAUGGGAAUCGUGGAAAAGAGAGAAAGGAAUUUUCCCACCUGGUGCUUUUGUGAUGCCAAUGUUUCCCCUGUUAGUUAUCAUACUAAAAUUCAUUCUGAUGCUACCUGGUUUGUCUUGUUACCUGAAUAAGAUUCGAAAGGGGAAAAUUGGUUACAGAUAUGAAAAGAAAACGACAAUUUAAUAUGGAUAAUUUUGCACAAACUAAUUUUCAUUUAAACUUUGUCCACGUAAAAGUAUUUUUACAUAACAUAACAUGCGAUUUGUUUAAAACAAUGAUGCCAGUAUGAAUGGCGCCUCAUAUUUUUGUAUCUAUGUAAUUAUUAUCUCACGAAAAAAAAAUGAUUGUAAUCAUAGUAGUUAAUUUCAAAUAUUUCAACUUAAUUUCAAA